Molecule: messenger RNA, 1756 nt
Organism: Sebastes umbrosus (honeycomb rockfish)
Lineage: Eukaryota; Metazoa; Chordata; Actinopteri; Perciformes; Sebastidae
Gene: prg4a
Product: proteoglycan 4a
Exons: 13
Coding region: 94-1632 (512 amino acids)
Biological process (GO): immune response
Molecular function (GO): polysaccharide binding; scavenger receptor activity
Source: RefSeq, a predicted model, not a curated record
GAGGUGACACACUGAGAAGGUAACUCUUUCUAUUACAGCGUCUCUCUCUGUAAAUCACAACUGUUGCUUCGGUUCAGCUCUUGGGUGAAGAAGAUGAUGAUGAUGAUGAAGAUGUCACUGUGGCUUCUGUUGUGUGGCCUUGCCGUGACCUACACUACUGCUGCUGGACCAGGCAGCUGCGUGGGUCGCUGUGGGGAGGCUUUCACCAGAGGCCAGCGGUGUACCUGUGACUUCAACUGCAUGCAUCAUAAUGAGUGCUGCCAAGACUUUCAGGCUACCUGCACCGGCGCUCAGUCCUGUCAGGGUCGCUGUGGCGAGGCAUACAGACGUGGUCGGGUGUGCGAGUGUGAUCCACAGUGCACCCAGUACAGCACCUGUUGUCAUGACUACCAGCGACAAUGCGAUGCCAGAAGGUCAGUUUCACGCACCGCGGCUUUCAAGCCGGUGAGGACUGCAGCUUCAGGGAAACGGAGAUCAGAGAGCGAAUGGAUAAUGUCCAACAGUGCGAGCGAGGAAUGGUACACAGGUGUGAGGAAAAUCCCCGUUGGUCUACAGCCAAUGCCUUUCUCUGAUUAUGGAGUUCCAUACUCUCCAGCACGUGGCUCCUCUCUGCCCAGCUACGGUGCUCCGACUCUGGGCGGCAGUGCUCCUGUCACUCCCUCUGGCCCUGGAGCUGUUGAUGGUCUCAGUGACCCAGCAGGCUCCAGGCCCAGACCCAGCACCCUGCAGGAUGUAGCCCAGGCCUUGGCUCUGGUGGAAGGAGCGUCUGAGGGACCAGGGACAGGACUCCUUGGUGAUGUCAACCUAUGCAGUGAUUCUCCCAUCAAUGGACUGACAGCUCUUAGCAACGGGACCAUUCUGAUAUUUAAAGGUGAGCUGUUCUGGUCAGUGGACCCGGUCAGUCGCUCAGUUGGUCCUCCACAGAGUAUCGCAGACACUCUGGGCGUCCCCUCUCCCAUCGAUACCGUCUUCACACGCUGCAACUGCCACGGAAACACCUACAUCAUCAAGGGAGACCAGUACUGGCGUCUAGACGGAAACAUGGUGAUGGAGCCGGGCUACCCCAAACCUCUGGCAUCUGAGUUCCCGGGUCUGACAGGAAGCAUCAAUGCUGCUCUGGCAGUACCGGCCACCACGAGCACACCAGAGACUGUGUACUUCUUUAUGAAGGGAGACGUCAUGCAGAGGUUCAUCUUCCCAGCAGACAGCACCGCCUCCUGCAGCAAGACACCAAGGAGCUCCUUGAACAGACGUUUCGCUCGUCAGGCUGUUCUUCUAAAUGGAGAGAUCAACAUCAAAGUGUCUCUGAAGGGAUUCCCCUUCCCGGUCACCUCGGCUCUGUCCAUGCCCAGCCCUCAGAGCAGUCAUCUGUACGAUCACUACAUCUUCUCUGGACCUCUCUUCUUCAGCUGCCAGAUCUCAGGUGACCUGCCGGUACUGGCCUCACCUCACCCAUCUGCAUUAUUCCCACCCCCACUACCUCCACCCAGCCUCAGCCCUGCUGCUGAUGCUGCUGCUGCUGAUGCUGCUGCUGCUGAUGCUGCUGGUGCUGUGGCAGCCAACUUGGCCACUCUAAACGCUAACCCUCCCCUCCCAGUCAACUCCAUCAGAGUUUGGCUGCGCUGUCCCUAGCAACAUCCUGCCAAGGAGACACUGUUCUGGUAUUUUCUGUAUCAGCGCAACAAAUUCUACUACGCAAAUAUACUGUCUAACGCACAAAACGUUUUUCUAAUACAUUCAUAUCAUGAUUUUUAAC